Messenger RNA from Perognathus longimembris pacificus (Pacific pocket mouse), 10932 nucleotides. It is a transcript of the gene Pkhd1, whose product is annotated as PKHD1 ciliary IPT domain containing fibrocystin/polyductin. The transcript is spliced from 66 exons. Lineage: Eukaryota; Metazoa; Chordata; Mammalia; Rodentia; Heteromyidae. Bases 229 to 10932 code for a protein of 3567 amino acids. The record is from RefSeq and is a predicted model, not a curated record.
CCCUAUAGGGCCAUUAAAAAAAAUUUUUUUUGCAAUCUUCUUUCCUAAUUUCUUGUUCCAUCACAGAAAAGUGGUAAUGGAUGAGCUAAAACUAUAGCCUUCCUUUUCUUUUCGUUCCUUUGAUUUGUUCUUUUAUUGUCUUUCAGCACAAAAGCUAUGCUGCCUCAAUCAACAUUGAAAAUGCUUCUAAAGCUUGAACAAUCUUAAGAGAAUUGACAGCUGGGAACCAUGACUGUCUGGCUGAUCUCUCUGAGUAUUGAAGUACUGUUUUUGGCAGCCCCUCGCCCGAGUCUGCGCGUCCACCCUCGGGAAGGCAGCCUCGCGGGCGGCACGUGGCUCACCAUUGACUUGGAUGGUGUGCAGUCAGGUGUCCUCCAGCCCGCCAACGGCUCUCAGCUUGAGAUACACCUGGUGAACGUGGCCCUGGCCACACUGCCAGCGGUGCCCUGUGAUGUCUCCCUCGUCUUCUGGGAUUUGCCUGUGGUGAUAUGCCAGACCAGAUCUCUGCCGUCUGAGGGACACGCAGGGCUGUAUGCCUUGCAAGUGCGCUCCGGGGGACGCGUGGUAGACGGCCCAGGACCGGAGUCAGACGGCAACUGGACUUUCGAGUUUUCCAAGGUGCAGACACCCCUUGUUUAUCAAGUGAGUCCGUCGAGUGGAGUUCCAGGAACGCUCAUACAGGUGUAUGGUUGGAUCAUCACUGGGAAGCUGGAAACCUUUGACCUUGAUGAGGAGUACCUCGAGAGCCCGUUAGUCUUGGAAUCUCAAGGAGACAAGUGGGUGACCCCUUGCUCUCUUAUAAACAGACAGAAUGGAAGCCGCUAUCUCGCGCGGGAGGAAGGUGGCCUUGGCUCCGUGCAGUGUCGCGUGGACGGCAACUACAUCGGCUCCCAGAACGUCAGCUUCUCAGUGUUCAACAGAGGAAAGUCGAUGGUGGACCAGAGUGCAUGGCUUGUCAGCGCUAAGCAGGACCUUUUCCUCUUCCAGACUCACUCAGAAAUUCUCUCCGUGUUCCCGGAAUCGGGGAGCCUGGGCGGAGGCACAGACAUCACCAUCACGGGAGACUUCUUUGCGGCUCCCGCCUGGGUCACCGUCGCAGGCGUCCCCUGCGACGUGACACGCCUGUCGCCCCGGGAGAUCGCAUGCACCACCCGGGCUCCGGGGAAGGGCGCCAGGCUCGCCGCGCCUCAGGCAGGCAACAGAGGGCUUCUGUUUGAAGUGGGAGCUGCUCCCGAGGGCGCGGAGCUGACCCCAGCCAGCCCCGGCUACCGCUGGCAGAUCGUCCCCCACGCCAGCUCUCCGCCUGGGUUUUGGUCGCAGGAAGGACGACCUUUCAGGGCCCGGCUCAGUGGGUUCUUCGUGGCUCCAGAGACAAAUAACUACACCUUUUGGCUCCAGGCAGACAGCCGAGCGGCCUUGCAUUUCAGCCGGUCAGGGGAGCCGGGAGACAAGGUGAGGGUGGCCUUCCUGGGGGUCGGCACUGCGGACUGGUUCGACUCCUGGGAGCAGCACGGGGCGGAGGGGGCGUGGCAGCAGAAGGCCCCCAAGGUGGAGCUGCGGGGCGGAGCCAGGUACUACCUGGAGGCGGAGCACUGGGGGACGGCGCCCAGCCGCGGGCUGAGAGUGGGCGUCCAGCUCCACAACACCCGGCUGACGCCCGGCGCGGCCCCCACCUACCUCCACGAGAAGCACCAGCUCCGCGCCCGCGCCCUGAGGCGCCCCGAAGUGCAGAUGCUGAACGUGUCGGGCCUGGGAAGCUUCGUCCUCGCCUGGGCCGAGGCCCACAGCCCGCCGCUGCCGGCGGACGCCACGGCUCACCAGAUCCAAGCCGGCAUCGAGGCGCUGCUCGCGGUGGAGUGCCGGCUGGAGCCAGCUUCAGCCGGCGUGCUGCUCAGGCUUGGCUUUGAACAGGGCCUAGAAGGUUCCAGCUCGGAUGGGGUCCUCACGCGCGGCACGGAGCCCUUCUGUGGCAGGUUCAGCCUCUGCCAGCCCCGGCGCCUGGUGGUCACCCCUCCGGCGAUGCCAAGGGGCUACCGGCUGGAUCGGUUCCCCCACCUGUGUGUGGCUCUCAAGGGCCUGGCGGACGCCGUCCUGCGGGUGGUGGUGACCUUCGCCGCUGGCCCCCGAGAUGCCCCCGAGAACGUGACCUGUGCAUGGAGCCCCGGGGCCGCGGGGCCCGAGAGAUGGCAGUUCGCGUGCACUGACCUGCGGGACGCGUGUGUGCGCAGUUCCAGGGCCCCGCGGCCCCUGGCAGCGCGCGUGCCCCUGCUGGUGUGGCGACUCCACCUCCUCCCCGGAGCCCCGGAGCCCCGCGCGCUGUGCGUGGACGAAGUCGUCAUCGCAGACGCCAGCCUCACAGUUUCUCGAGCUGACUUGGGAAGCGCCCAGCCCCGUGGGCCUCUGGUGGACUCGGUCUCCGUGGUGGGAUCGCCUCCCGUCUUCAACGUCUCCGUCUGGCCGGCGGGGUGCGGCGUGCGCGUGCCCCUCCUCACCGCCAGCUCCGUGUCCACCCAAGCGGCAGAAGAAGGUUCUGGACUCCCGCGGGCGACGGCGCAGAGGCUGCAGGGGCCGAGCCCGCCCCUGGGCGGCCACUUCAGCCUCCGGCUCCCGCACACGGUGAUUCGGGGCAUCCCCGCGCACACGCCCGCCCCCGAGCUCCGCCGGCUCCUGGGGGCCCACGCCGAGGGGGGCGCCGCGGCCGGCCUCGCGGUGGAGGAGCGCGGCUCCUGCUACGAGCGCGCGUGGAGCCUGUCCUGGCCCGCCCGGAGCGGGGACCUGCCGGAGCUCGUCGGGGUUUCCCACCACAAUCUCACGGGAGCGAAUCCCGCCGUGGACAUUCGCGUGGUGUACGACGGUGGGAUUUUCCUUGGACCCAUCUUUGGAGACAUGCUGGCUACUGCGAACCAGAAAACUCAGGUGGUGGUGGAGGUGAACGAUGUGCCCGCUCGCUGCGCAGGUUCCUGCUCCUUCCAGUACCUUCCGGCGGCGACGCCCAGGGUCCGCUCCGCGGGCUACUCCCUGGAGGGUGACACCAGCCUCCUGGUGUACGUGGUUGGGAGUGGUUUCCCGGCUGCCGCCCGGGCCUUACGGGUCACCGUGAACAGAACAGAUUGCCAAGUUGUCGCCUCGAACCAAACCCACGUGGUCUGCCGGACGGGCCUGCUCCCGGCGGGAGCGCACCGGGUCUCCGUGCGGGUGAGGCCGGCGGGCCUGGCCGUGGGCGCCGGCGGCGAGGGCCUCGUGCUGUCCGUGGGGCCCAGGCUGGAGGCCGUGGGGACCAGCAGAGCCGCGGAGAUGGGAGGACUCUGGGCCGCGGUUCGGGGGCCCAGCGUGGAAGGGGUUCGCCUGGUGUUACGUGGAUCUCAGCCCUGCACCGUCAGCACCACAGCCGGCGAUUCCCAGAGGAUCCUGUGCCAAGUUCCACCCGGGGGGGAAGAUGGAUACACUGUAAACGUGACGGUGGUCAGAGCUGCUCACUCGGCCGUUCUUGCCAGGGCGUUCACUUACGUCCCUUCUUUGAACCCGGCGGUUGAGUCCCUGAGCAGAAACCAAAGCACCACAGCAGGCGGUGAGUGGCUCGUCCUGGGCGUGGCCCUGCUGGAGGAUCACACAGAUCUGGAGGUGGAAGUCCGCACCGGGGACAGCGUGGCCCGGCUGCGCGCGCGGACGGCGCGGGGCCCGGAGGGGGUGCUGCCCCCCGGCCUCGGCGGCCUCGCAGUCUCCAUCGGCGGGAUCGGCGCUGGCCCCCAGGGGGUUCAUCUUCAUAUCCAGUACAUCGCAGGAGCUUUUCCCAUGAGUCCUUGCUGUGGGUCCCUUCUGGGCUCCCUGCGCGGAGGGCUGGUGCACGUGUUCGGAGCAGGGCUUUCUCCGGGGAACACCUCAGCCACCGUGUGCGGUGCUCCUUGCCGGGUCUUGCCGAAUGCCACCGCGUCUGCCUUCACCUGCGCGGUUCUGCCCCUGGCUGUGUCCUUGGCUCCCUUGUGUGACCUGCAGCACGGGGUGGAUGCCUGUGGAGGGGCCGGGCACACAUAUGUGCGGUGCGACCUGACUGUCACCGUGGGGACAGAGACGCUGCCCAAGGCCUGGCCUUACUUCUACGUGUGUGACGAGAGUCUGCAGGGCCUCGUUGUCCCGGCUCGCUGGACGGAGCUGGCCUCUCUGUCGUUCUCUGGCCUCUUUGUCAGCCCUAAAGUGGAAAGAGAUGAAAUUCUCAUCUAUAAUAGCUCCUGUAACAUUACCAUGGAAACUGAGGCAGAGAUGGAGUGCGAGACGCCUAAUCAGCCAAUUACUGCCAAGAUUACUGAGAUACGGGAAAGCUGGGGCCAGGACACUCAGGGCGGCUUUGCCUUCCGGCUCUGCCCCAGGUGGAGCCGGGCUCACAGCUGGCCUUCCUCAGGGACGCCACAAGAUGGCGACAAUGUCACGGUGGAGAGGGGCCGGUGGCUUCUCCUGGACACCAACACCAGCCUCCUCAACUUGCUGCACAUCAAAGGAGGCAAGCUGAUUUUCCUGGGCCCGGGACCCCUGGAGCUCAGGGCCCACUCCAUUCUCAUUUCCGACGGCGGGGAGCUCCGCGUGGGAACGGAGGACAGACCCUUCGCGGGCGCGGCUCAGAUCACCCUGCACGGGAGCUCCCGCUCGCCGCCCUUCCACCCCUACGGCGUCAAGUUCCUGGCUGUGCGGAACGGAACCCUCGCCCUGCACGGUUCACUGCCGGAAGUCCUCGUCACCCAUCUCGGGGCGGCGGCCCGUGCUCGGGACACCGCGCUGCUCCUGGAGGAUGCGGUGGACUGGCCCGGCGGGGCGGACGUCGCCGUCGUCAGCGGAACCGGCGUGGGCGGGGCGCAGCCCCUGGAGGAGGUCAGCACCGUGGAAGCGGUGCACGGAGCGGUCCUUCAUCUGAGGUCGCCCUUGAGGUAUUCUCACAACUUUACCGAGAGCUGGGUGUCCGGAGAGCGUCGUGUGUUCAAGGCCAUGGUGGUGCUGCUCAGCAGGAAGAUUUCCAUCCGUGGGAAUCUCACGACUGAGAGAAGGGAGUUCCUCGCCUCCUGCCAGGAGGCGGGUGCUUCUGAAGACGAUCUGGAGCACUGCUUGUAUUCCAAAAGUGAGAAGAGACUAGGAUCCCGGGACCUGGGGGCCAGAGUCGUUGUCCAGUCCUCCCCCGAGGAGCCCAGUCUGGUCCAGAUGAGAGGAGUGCAACUCCGAGACCUGGGGCAAGCCUUCCGGAAGCACACGAGCGCCCUCACGCUGGCGGGAGCGCUGAGAGGUUCCUAUGUUCACGGCUGCACGGUGAGGAACUCCUUUAGCAGGGGCCUCAGUAUGCACGAUACCUGGGGCUUGAGGGUGGACAGCAAUGUCUUCUACAAGAUUUCAGGCCAUGCACUGCUGGUAGGGAUGCCAUUGGAUAUAAGGAACCUAUCCCACGACGCCAGUCCUGGAAGCAAACGUGACUGGGCAGAACAGGGCAAUAUAAUAACGAACAAUGUCAUCAUCGGCGUUUCUGGUGCUGAGGGUCUUUCUAGUUUGGAAACACUGGCCCCGGCCGGCAUCUAUAUCCGCAGUCCCACCAAUGUGAUAGAGGGGAACAGAGUGUGUGCGGCCGGCUAUGGCUACUUUUUCCAUCUUGUGACCAGACCAGCAUCACAAGCUCCACUCCUGGCGUUCACGCGGAACACGGCCCACGCUUGUACAAGGUAUGGCCUCUUCGUAUACCCUAAAUUUCAGCCGCCUUGGGACCCUGACAGGGGACGCACUUUGUUCCAGAAUUUCAUGGUUUGGGGAAGCGCAGGCGGGGCCCAGAUUUCUAAAAGCAGCAAUCUUCACCUGAAAAACUUCCAAGUGUAUUCAUGCAGAGAUUUUGGAAUCGACAUCUUGGAAAGUGAUGAAAAUACUUUGGUUUCCAACAGCUUAUUACUUGGUCAUUUUGCUGAUGAGAGAAAUCCGUGCAUGUCAGCUGGGAUUAAAACUCCCAAAAGAUGGGAACUGAUGAUUUCGAACACAACUUUUGUUAAUUUUGAUCUUUCCAACUGUGUGGCCAUCAGAACCUGUUCUGGCUGUUCUCAAGGACAGGGUGGCUUUACGGUGACAACCAACCAGUUGACGUUCGCCAACUCUCCAAACGUGGCCGCGUUUCCGUUUGCCCACGCCGCGGUUCUGGAAGAUGCGGACGGGUCUCUGUCGGGGAAGAGCGGAAGUCGCGUCCUGGCGUCCGUGGAAACCCUCCCGGCUUCCUGCUCCCCCAGCGCCGCCUUCAGCGGCCUGGUCCUCGGCAGCGUCUGUGGGGAAGGCGUCGUUUUCCAUCGCAUGUCUAUUGGCUUGGCAAACGCUCCCGACGUGUCUUACGACUUGACCUUGAUUGACAGCAGAAACGGGACCACCGCGGUCCCGUACGUGAAUGACACGUUGUCUCACCGGUUCGGCUGGGUGGCUCUGCUCGUGGACGGGGAGACCUACGCGUUGCGAUUCGAGAGUCCGCGCGCCAACGGCUCUCUGCAGUACUCGGCCACCCUUGACAGCUUUGCCCCGGGGCGCGCCCUCCUGCUGGAGCACACAGGCCUCCCGCGGAGCCCGGAGGUCGGGGUGCGCUGCGGGCGGCGCCCGGGGAGGCCCCUCCCCGCCCUCCCGUCGCCCGGCCGGGACCAGCCCUGCGAUUGGUUCUUCAGUGUGCGGCAGAGGAGACUCACCUACCUGGUUUCAGGCAAAGGCCAAGUCCGAGUGGUGCUCCAGGUGACGGAAGGUGUGUCCCCGACUCCCGCAGCAUCUACCUCGGAACCAGCUGGCCCGCUGCGAUGGUCUCACCCCGAGACGUGGCAGGGCGUGGACAAGGGAUGGGGCGGAUACAACGGCACGCCUCCGGGCCCCGGGGAUGAUGUCAUCAUUCCACCCAACAGGACUGUGCUCGUGGACAUAGAUCUACCGCGGCUCCGAGGUCUCUACGUGAUGGGGACGCUGGAGUUCCCCGUGGACAGGAGCAACGUUCUGAGCGUGGCCUGCCUGGCCAUCCUAGGAGGCGAGCUGAGAGCCGGGACUUUAGAAAAUCCCUUAGGAAAAGAACACAAGCUUCUGAUUCACCUUCGAGCCUCAGAAGGAGUCUCUUGUGACCGCCUCUAUGGAAUUCGAGUUGACCCAGGAAUGAUUGGGGUUUAUGGGAAACUUCAACUGCACAGUGCUUAUCCUAAGAAAUCUUGGACACAGCUUGGAGCUGAUAUUGCCCCCGGGAAUGAGAGGAUUGUAGUGGAGGAGGCACUGGACUGGCACCCCCAGGACAAGAUCGUGCUCUGCCCUUCUUCCUAUGAGCCCCACGAAGCGGAGGUCCUCACCGUGAGAGAGGUCCGGGGCCGCCUGGUGAGGAUCCACGAGCGUCUCAGACAUCGGCACGUGGGAGGUGCCCACGUCAUGGAAGACGGUCGAAGCAUCCGCUUGGCUGUUGCUGUUGGACUCCUGACUCGAAACGUGCAGAUCCGGCCUGACGCAGCAUGUCGGGCGAGAAUCCUGGUGGGGUCUUUCAGGAAGUCCACUGGAGAAGAAUUUUCAGGUACGCUGCGGCUUCGCAAUGUGGAAAUUCAGGACCUCGGGUCGCCUUCGGGCCCAUCCAUUGCCCUCACGAAUGCAUCGGGGGGUUCCUGGGUAAUGUCCUCCGCGCUGCGCCAGAGCUGUGGUGGCGGCCUUCACGCGUCUGGCGGUCCGGGACUCAUCUUAAAGGACAAUGUGGUGUUUGGCACGGUUGGCCACGGCAUUGAUUUGGAGGGCCAGGCCCAUGUGCUCAGUAAGAAUCUUGUGGUUCUGGUGACACAGCCGGCGUGGUCCACCCCGUGGGUGGCAGGGAUCAAAGUGAACAGGGCCACGGAGGUCAGCCUCCGUGGCAACGUGGUGGCGGGAUCUGAGAGGCUUGGCUUCCACGUGGGAGCACACGGAUGCUCCCCUCAGGUGCUCUGGUCUGACAACGUGGCCCAUUCCAGCCUUCAUGGAGUGCAUCUCUACAGGGAGAGGUCAAGGGAUGGCUGCAUCACCAUCUCUGGCUUCCUGGCUUUCAAGAACUUUGACUAUGGAGCCAUGGUGCAGGCGGAAAAUAGUGUGGCCCUAGAGAACCUCAUUCUGGUGGACAAUACCAUCGGUCUUCUGGCCGUGGUGUAUGUGUCUUCUGCUUCACUGAGCUCCGUCAGAACUGUGCAGAUUGUAGUUAAGAAUUCCACCGUUGUGGCUACCAGCUCCUCUUUCGAUUGCAUUCAGGACAGGACAAAGCCUCGCUCGGCCAACUCGACGUCACCAGAGAGGCCACCUUCCAGCCCAAGAGGAGGUCGGGUUGGUAUUCUGUGGCCCGUGUUCACCUCAGAACCGAACCAGUGGCCUCAGGAGCCGUGGCACAAAGUCAGGAAUGGCCAGGCUGUUGCAGGAAUCGUGAAACUUCAAGAUGUCACCUUCUCUAAUUUUGGGAGGAGUUGCCAUGGUGACGACAUGGACGUCUGCCUUCUUCCCAACGCCGAGAGCGCUGGGCUGGUGCAUCCAAUAACAGCAGAGAGGACCCGGAUGCUGAAGACAGAGGACAGGACUAAGUUUGACUUCUCCCCGCUGCGUCCCAGGAAAGAUUUAGAAGGAGUGAUCUGCCCUGAAUCAAACUGUGAAAAUCCGAGGAAAUAUCUCUUCAAGGACCUGGAUGGGAGGACCCUGGGUUUACCACCACCGGUUUCUGUGUUCCCUAAAGUCGAGGCAGAGUGGACCGGCUCCUUCUUCAACACGGGUGUGUUUAGAGAAGAGCGGAGGUGCACAUCUCCAUGGCCGGCGCAGAGCUUCAUCUGCAGGGAGGCUGACCGCGUGGUCCUGCUUCUCACCAGCGCCGAGGUCACCUGGGCAAACCGGAAGUCGUAUCCUGUCGUCUCCGUGACUAAUGGCUUUGUGGACACAUUUAGCAGCGCCCAGGCCGGUACCGGCUGCCCUUCCUCUGGCUCUGUGUCUACUUUCUAUUCCAUUUUACCCACCAGGCAAACCACCAGAGUCUGCUUUGUGGAUCAGACCCCUCAAAGUUUGCAGUUUCUUCUAUUGGGGAACAGCAAUACCUCCAAACUUCUCUUGGCUCUGUUCUACCAUGAGCUCCAGAGUCCCAAUGUUUUCUUAAGGGGCGGUCUCAUUCCACCUGUUGUUGUACAGUCAGUUUCCUCAUUGCUGGAGGAGUCAGUGGGCGCCAACUAUUUCAGUGUCAUGGACAACCUCUUGUACGUCGUUCUGCAAGGAGAGGAGCCCAUUGAAAUACGCACAGGGGUGUCCAUCCACGUGGCCUUCACGGUGACAGGUGCACCCCCUGGGAAAGGCUGGGACGUGGUGAUGUUGGAAAGGCUCGUGGAUUUCCUACGGAUCCACCCGAGCCAACUCCGCUUUACCCACAAGAUGCCUGGCGACGAGGGGACCUUAAGAGCCAUUGCUGACAGCGGAGCGAAGAGAAAGCAUGCUUGCCCAACCGUCUCGUGUGCCGGUUAUUCUAGAAGAGUUGGUCUGCGUAGACCACUUGGGGUGGAAAGGCGCCCAUCCAGGGUCUCGCCACCUACCACGGUGGAAACUGUCUCAAAAGUGUUUGUCACCGAAAUCGGCGAUCCCUUGGCAGUAAGGAGGACGGGAGAGACUCUGUCCUUGUCAAGCGCCAAACUGCAGGAUUUGGCUGGCCAGCUCAUCACUGCUCAGCAGACGGGGGAGCUGGAGGCUGUCCUCAGUGUGACCGUGGGGGCCUUGCUGGUGACCCGGCCAGAGGGAGUCACGGGCCACGGAAAUGCAAGCAGCUCGGGACCUGGGAACGUGGUGUACGUCCGGCCCUGGGCCCUUUCCGUCCUGGUGCAGCCUUCCGAUGGAGAAGUGGGGAAGGAACUCCCGGUGCAACCUCAACUUGUUGUUCUGGAUGGGCAGAGUCGAAGGGUGGAGUCGCUGGGGACGCCUUCCGUGCCUUGGAGCAUCUCGGUUUCCCUGGAAGGGACAGCGGAUUCAGUGCUGAAAGGUUGUACUCAGGCAGAAACACAAGAUGGUUACGUGAGCUUCUCUAACUUGGCAGUGCUGAUCUCAGGGUCGAACUGGCACUUUAUUUUUACUGUUACUUCCCCUGCAGGAGUCAACUUGACGGCGCGGUCCCGGCCCUUCGCCGUGCUGCCGGCGGCUGGGAAGGAGCGCUGGGCUGCGGUCCUGGCCGCCUCGCUGGGCUCCGCCGUCUCCUGGCUGGCUCUCAGCUGUCUGCUGUGCUGUUGGCUUAGGAAAAGUCGACACAGAAAAACAAGGCCGGAGGAGACAUCCGGACCUGGACGCCAAGGAUCACAAGAAGAGACCGCAAAGGACCGCUCCAUGACAGGAGGAGGUGAGCUUGUGGAGACCCCUGUGGGUGAGCCGUCUCCCCCUUCUCCCCUGUAUGGAGUUUCUGAAGCAAUUUGCUUUACAGCCCCCUCUUUAAAUCUUGCUACUUUUCCUCAAGGACGUCAUACCCCAGUACAGGAAUACACUGCCUCACCCCAUUCACUUAGCUGUUGUACGGCAGCUCCUGUUUCAGUACCAAGAGAUCCGAGGACCCCGGGGGCGCCGCACCACCGCGCCCCGCGGCCCCUGGACGGGGUGUCCCGGAGGACGGGGCGGCGCGGGCCCGCUGCGGAGGAGGCGGCGGCGGCGGAGGCGGAGGCGGAGGCGGGGCGCCCGGGGGCCCCGCGGGCGGCCGCGGUGACGGGGACCUGGAAGGCGGAGCCGGCGCGGUUGCUCCGAGCCCAGCUGGCGGGCCGGGCCCAGCUGCUCCUCCGGCGCCCGGAUCCCAGGCAGCGCCGGCAGCUGGGGCCGGGCCGGAGCCGUGGGAACCGGGAGGGAAGCAGCUUGGGGCGUUCCCAAGAGAACGGGGCGCCCCGCGCCGCCGCCCCGGCGGAGACGACGGUGGAGAGCGAGGCGCAGCCCGAGCGCGCGCGGGGCGCGCCGUGA